Cladophialophora psammophila CBS 110553 is the source of this 1026-nucleotide messenger RNA. RefSeq lists its product as uncharacterized. The record is from RefSeq and is a predicted model, not a curated record. The transcript is spliced from 2 exons. The coding region runs from base 1 to 1026 and encodes 341 amino acids. Lineage: Eukaryota; Fungi; Ascomycota; Eurotiomycetes; Chaetothyriales; Herpotrichiellaceae.
AUGGUUUCCUCCAAGGAACUGCCUCCUUCCACCACCCCAUUCUUCCCUAAUCAUUUCCUCAAGAACCAAUUCCGUACUAAACCUCAGUUCCCUCCCAAGAAUACUGACCUCUCCAGCAAGGUCGCCAUAGUGACGGGAUCCAACACUGGCCUAGGACUAGAAUGUGCUAGCCAACUACUCUCCUAUAAGCUCUCUCACCUCAUCUUGGCUGUCCGAUCUCCGACAAAGGGCGAGAAUGCAGCUGUUACGCUGCGACAACAGUAUCCAGGCGCCAUAAUCAGCGUAUGGCAAUUGGAUAUGGCCUCUUACGACUCCAUUCGCGUUUUCACGGCACGGGCUGACAAAGAGCUCUCUCGCCUCGAUAUCGCCAUCUUGAAUGCCGGCGUGGGCUUUGGCGGCUUCAAGAUUUCACCAGCUACCGGACAUGAGGAGACCAUCCAGAUUAAUUACCUCUCAACCAUGCUUCUAUCCAUCCUUCUGCUCCCCAUAUUGAAGAAUAAAUCCCCGGCCGACUCACCCGGGCGAUUGACUAUAAGUACAGCUAUGCUCUCGGUCACCGCAAGAUUUAUCAACAAGAACGAGGUCCCGCUUCUGCCUUCGUUUGAUAAUAAGAAGUACUUUGACUCCAUGGAUAUCUACUCAACAUCCAAGUUACUAGGCCAAUUAUUCAUCUGGAAGCUCACCGACUUGGUGUCUGCCGACGACGUGGUGGUGAACCUUGUUGAGCCUGGAUUUGUCAAAGGUACGGAACUUCACAGGGAUACAUCUGUCCCAGCAAAGGUCUUCAUGAGCUUGUUCAAAGCAAUAUCUGGUCGAACUGUCAAAGUCGGCGCCUCAACCUAUCUCGAUGGCUCAAUAGUGAAGGGAAAGGAGUCGCAUGGGAGUGUCCUAAUGAACUGGGAGAUUGCACCGUACGCUCCAUUCCAGUACACACUUGAGGGCAAGAUUAUCAUGGAAAGACUCUGGCAAGAGACAUUAAGCGAGUUCAAUUUCAUUGAUGUCAAUGGCAUUCUCAAGUUCUUAUGA